This is a messenger RNA of Owenia fusiformis, 5927 nucleotides long. The record is from the annotation of a GenBank genome assembly. Lineage: Eukaryota; Metazoa; Annelida; Polychaeta; Sabellida; Oweniidae.
UGUGUAUUAUUAUCAUCUGUGAUGUCAUACUCUUGGUCAAUGUCUGAUGACAAUUCUAGCUUUAGCAAGAACAAAUAUAUCACCAGUUGGGUAUGAUCCAUUGCUUUUUAUGUGUUUUUAUGUUUGCUCUAACUUUGUAUCUUGUUCAGUUUUAACUCGUUUUUUUAUUUAUAAAGACCACUUCCCUUUGGACUUUUAUAAAUGGUGAAAUUUAAAAUAAUCUAAAUAUUUCCACGGUUUGAACUCUCGCUAGAAAGCCAAUGGAACAAUCCUCUUUACUUCCAGAUAUAAAAGCUGGAAAUGAAAAAGUCUCAUGGCCGAUACAAGAUGGCUCCGAAACAAAUGAUGAAAUCACGCAUUAUAUUGACCUUGGAUCGUAUCCUCAUGUCUGCUUGGGAAACAUCAACAAAUGCGACAAUGGAUUUACAGUAUCGUUAAACUAUAAAGCCCCAGAAGAUGGCGAACUUGAAGACCGCUAUAUUGUGUCAAAUGGCGGGCAGUCAGUGCUAUCAGAGGGGUUUUAUUUCCGUCAGAUACAUGGGAAAGAAUAUCAGAUUGGAGUAACCAAGGCCAGCAAGGAGUGGCUUGUAGAGUUUACAUUCCAGGGGGCACAAUGGCAUCAAAUCACUUGGACUUGGAAUGAAACAAACGGGCUUAUUGUAUACAUCAAUGGUCUUAGAACACUCAGUGACAAAACUGGUACUGAGCGAUUUUAUGUCCCUUAUGGUGACAUCGAUCCGUUUCCCCGGCUUGUUGUGGGUAAAUCCAAUUCAGACCCUAGACAAGAUGUUACCCUUGACACACAGCUUACCAACUUGACUCACUGGGAAAGCGUUCUCAGCCAUGAAGAAAUACUUAACGUGGCAGCGUCAGUGCAACUUCAAUGUGCAAAGAUAUAUGAAAGCUCCAGAUCUGACCUUGACAUCAUUGAACUCUCUCAGUCACCAUACCCGCAAGCUUGUUUGGACCGUUGCAUAGGGUUACAUUUUGAAAUGAGCCUUUUGUUGGACACUCAAUGUGCGUGUAUAUCAGAUUUCUCACCAAAUGUAGUGUCCUGCGCCAGUGCUGGAGUGUGGGCAGUCAUCCCAACCUUUAUCGUGACCAUGAAAGAUUAUGGGAUCAAUUUGAAUGUCACGCACACUAAACCAACUGAACAUGAUUACAUUCGGCCUGGUGAGACUGUCACCUUUGACUUCCAUACCGCCACUGAUGAAGAUACAAUUUUCAUUGUUGAUUUCGGCGAUGAGACUAAAAAGGAAACAGGCGACUAUUUCUCAAGCCACAGUUGGCAAGAUGAAGGCUCUUAUAAAGUUAAUGUGACUGCUAAAAAUAGGAAAAAAUCCGAGAGCAAAGAAGUGGAAAUUAUAAUCGAAAAUGUUCAUGAAGGUACAGCUCCACAAUACACUCAGCUGUCUGCAAGUCAUCUAGAAGGUUCCAACAAAGUGAAGAUUGACAUUGAUGCUUUCAGUUAUGAACCAACAGAGUGUCUGGUUCAAUACGGCGACAAUACAGAGGUAUCUUACAGCAUCAGCGCAAACGACCUUAGUCUUCAGGAAAGUAAUCCGCAUACGUAUGCUUACCCUGGACCGUACAUUCUUGCUAUAAACUGUAGCAAUGCAUACGGAACUGUUGAUAACACCCUAGAAGUGAUUAGUCAAAACAAUAGACUGGACUAUGCUAAACAGAGUAUAGGGGAAGCUAUGGUGGUUGACGUGGAAAAUGGUGCUACGAUCUCUGAUGAGCUUGAAGUCUAUGUGGAUGACGGUAUAGUGGAAGAUGAUAUGUACAGUAUAGCUGAUACAUCCCUUACUGUAAGGCCAGAUGUGAUCACCCUCAGUGGCCACCAUGAUGUACAUCUCAUAUACAAGGACCAUUCCUUACUCAGACAUGUGUACAACGUCCAGGAAGACAUAAAAGAUAUCAGAAUUGAGAUACCUAAAGCUCAAGAUGAGGUCUCUGCUCCAAUUGAUAUUGUCUUUCAUAUUCCUGAAGGUGACCAUGUUAACGUUAGACUUGAUUACGGUGAUGGCAAUGUGGAGUAUGUAUACUACAGACAUCCUGUUAAACCAUUAGUUAUACGAAGAUCACAUGCUUAUGACGCCCUAGGACUGUACCAGGUUUCCAUGGAAGCAGCUAAUGACAUCAGUUAUUACAACGCAAGCUAUGAGGUGUCUAUCGAACGACCAAUACAAAAUGUUACAUUUUACGCUCGGAAUGUCACGACCAUUGCAGAACCUGUGUUGUUCACAUUUCUUGUCGAUCUUACCGUACAAGAAUCUAUGCCAGUAUGGGCUACAUUUACUUAUGGUGAUGGCGAGAAUGAAAAGGUUGAACUUGGAGAAAGGAAUACCAUUCCGAAGCCUCUGCAAUACAGACGGAAGUACAACACUCAUGGGAUCUUUAAUGUCACUGUUGUUGUUUCCAACAACAUUAGUUCUGUUCAUGUUUGGAAUUUGCUUCAUGUUGGUGAAAAUUUAACAUUUGUUGAUUUAUGGACCAAAACUGACCGAGUUGAGGUUGGCAACCCAGUUGAUAUUGAAAUAGUUGCACCGACUGGUUCAACAUUGAAGUUUGAGCUCGAUAUGGGUGAUGGCACAACGAUUAUGGUGCCUGAUCCUGGUGUUGAUCCAACAACCACGCCAAACACAUUCUAUAUAACAGGAAAUUCGACAUCAUCUAAUGAAACAACCACACAGGUUGUGAAAACCAUCACGAAUUCUUCAAAUAUUGAUGUGACAACUCCAUUAGUUUUGGUUAGAAGGAAGCGGAGCAUUGUGAAUCCAACUGAAGGUUUCAAUGCUACAAAUCUUCCUGGUGUUGUUACCAUGGUGAUGAAUGGGACUCUGAUCAAUACAACUGGAAUUCCGAGUAACACAACAGAUCCUAUAACAACCUUUGAGACAUUGACAACCCCUGCGCCAGAUAUCGAUUACGAAGCCUUUGAACUAGAAUUUGAAACCCCAAAUCUGAUUCAAAAUGCUGUCAUCCAUGUAUAUCAUGUAUAUGAUUCUCUAGGGAGUUAUGAAAUCGAAAUGAAGGCUUCAAAUGAGUUCAGUAAAGAUGAAACGUGGUUAUGUCCCCAAAUUAUUGUAGCAGAAGCAGAGAAUGAUGAUUCAUGCCUAGAACCUGAUGUUACCCUUGAUGUAGGUGUAACCACCCAGGAUGCCCCAUAUGAGUUCAUGAAAUCACUCCCGAUGCCAAUCAAUGUUAUAGCUGAAAAUCACUGCGGAGGGGAUGCAAUGACAUAUACAUGGAAAGCAUUCAAAAUAACCCCAGAUGGAAAUGGUACUUUGGAAAGACCUGCGUUGGAGAUAUGUGUUAUGGAGAGUAGUGAUGGUUUAUAUACAAUGCCAGCAAGGACCCUUGAUUAUGGUCUUUACAGGAUGUCUGUUACUGUUUCAUACACGAACCACAAACUAAUUACUUCAACAAAGGAAAUGUUUGUAAAUAUUGGAAAGACACCGCUGACGGCUGAGAUAUUGGGAAAACAACCUUUUAAUGUACCAAAGUUUAGAGAUUUGAUAAUUGACAUGACUCCCUCUGGAGAUCCCGAUGUUUCACAAACAGAACCCGAUCCUUUAUUAAAUCUGGACCUUUUCUGUUUUAAAGAAGAAACAGAAUCCGAAAUCUCCGAUAUUGAGUUGGAUGUUUUUAAAAAUGAGAGUAUGAUUAUGGCAAAUGACUCAUCGGUUGUCUUUUACGAUUACAACUGCUUUGAUGACACUUCACCAGAUGUAUCAUUUGAUGGAAAAAUCAUGUCUUUCCCAGCCGAAGUACUUAGGCUUCCACCGACAUAUAUCUUUAAGUUAUACGCAACGAAGGACACAAGAUCCAAUUCAACAGAGUUCAAUGUGAAGAUUUGGUCGACUGAGAUAACGGAUGAUCUGUUUGCAAAUAUCGAUGCUCUCCUGAACAGUGGUGAUACCAGUGCAGCUCUUAUGGUUAUAGGGAGUGCUGCUGAUACCAUAAACAAUGUUGGGGAUAAGAACGACAGUGAUGCCAAGGCAGAGAGAACCAAACUCAGAGGAAAGCUUUUGAAUGCCCUGGAAUCUUGUUCUGAUAACAUAAACAAACCCGACCAGCUUGAGGCAACAACUGGAGCACUUACUGGGGUCACUAAAGCAAAGGAUGAGUGCACUCCAGAAAGUAAAGGCACAGCUGGUUCGGCAUUGGGCAAGCUUGGAGAAACAGUUGGGCAGUUUGAAGCGCUUGAAGCAAACAAUGUAGAAGACAUAACUGGCGGUGUAUUAAAUACUGCAGCAAACAUUCUACCCGAACCAAACGUAGAGGUAAAGAAGUCUGACAUUCACAAAACAAAGAAAUUUGUAGUGAGCGAACUUCAAGAUGCGCAUGGUGAUGACCUUGGUAAUGAAACCGAGGCUCAACUUAAAGAGAUAUUCCCCGACCCAUGCUGCGUGAAUAACACAGUCAUAGACAUUCAGACAGGAAUGGAGAGAACGAUCUGCGACCUUUGCAAUGAGGAGGAGAUUGAGUUCCUCUGCGAUGAGCCAGAUGAUGUUAUUGAGGAAUAUAUCCAACUGUGUCAAUUUGAGAGACCAGAAUUGCGAGCGGAAAAGUUUGAACUGAUGCUCGAAGAUCGAGAGGAUAAAGUCGGUGCACAGAGGUGUUUGGACAAGAAAACCACAGAUGGCAGCAUUGGUGCACUUGGAAAUGUUGGCAAUGUUUUGGUGUCAAAAAUGGAUGAAAAUGCCACCGUAGAGUUCGCAGCCCCUGGUCUGCAGUUUAAGAUUGCCAAAGUGAAUUCUAAUAGCACAGGCAACUCGACCAACAGUAGCAUGGGUGGAGGCGGAGGAGCAUUUAGCCUGCCCCCUACUGAGAGUGAAGGGAAUGAAUCAGUAGGCGUUCAGUUCAUGGCUGCAGAUAAGAAUCCAUAUACAUGGGAUGAGGACUCGGCAAUGUCGGGCUCUAGUGUUGUUGGAAUAGAUAUGACAUUCCCUAAUGGAACGAAGAAACCAAUGGACAACCUGACUGAACCGUUCUCAAUUAUGAUCAAAAGUUCUACACCGACUGAAAAUCUUUUCAACAAAAGGUUCAUUCCACACGUGGAGAAGAUCAACUACCAUGACGUCACAUUGGCUAAGAAUGGAUCUUCAAUACAUUUUGUUGUCUUCCCCGAUGAGAAAUAUAUAGAUGAUAAAUUCAUGGUAUAUUUAGCAUAUGGCGUUAUCCCUAACGAGACAUAUUUUGACUACUCCACUGUUAUACCAAAUGAUGAUGAUUUUGAAACUGACAACGAGGAUAGACUGAGAGAAUUACGACACACAGCGUUCCCUCCUCAGAACAUCACCAGUCUCAAUGGGACAUACUAUGUAGGGAUAAAAUUGUUAGAGACUAAGAUGGUAAUGAGUGAACAAUUCAACCACUCCUAUACAUUCAGACUUUACGAGGCAAAGUGUGUGUUUUGGAAUGAAACUACACAAAAGUGGGCCUCGGAUGGGUGUGAGGUUGGACCUUUGACGAUAUCUACAGAGACUCACUGUUUGUGUAACCAUCUCACAAACUUUGGAGGUGACAUGGUCGUUCCCCCAAACACGAUCGACUUCAGCACCGUAUUCGCCAAGUUCGCUAAGCUAAAUGAAAAUGCUGCCGUCUUUUCUACCGUCGUUUCCAUUCUGAUUCUCUACAUCUUGGGUCUUAUAUGGUGCCGUAGGAAAGAUAAGCUCGAUCUGAUAAAGUGGGGUGCACGACCUUUAGAUGACAAUAUCCCAAGCGACCACUAUCAUUACCAAAUGACGGUUUUCACGGGAAUAAAGAAACAUUCCACAACACGUUCUAAGAUUAGCUUUAUCCUGUCUGGCGAUGCAGGGGAUACAGGCGUACGAAGACUAUACGAUGGCAAGAAUAAGAGACUUUAUGGAGACCCUGUAUUCCAGUCCGACUGGUCAUACAAAGCACAUUUGCAAUGA